Molecule: messenger RNA, 600 nt
Organism: Babesia microti strain RI
Lineage: Eukaryota; Apicomplexa; Aconoidasida; Piroplasmida; Babesiidae
Product: Cyclophilin type peptidyl-prolyl cis-trans isomerase/CLD
Exons: 2
Coding region: 1-600 (199 amino acids)
Biological process (GO): protein peptidyl-prolyl isomerization
Cellular component (GO): catalytic step 2 spliceosome
Molecular function (GO): peptidyl-prolyl cis-trans isomerase activity
Source: RefSeq, a predicted model, not a curated record
AUGUUCACACUCCAUGAUGAAGAACGGAAAGUGCUUGAAAAAAAUGAGAUUCCCAUAUCCUUAUCUUUGGAUUCUGAUCUAGUGUCUCGACUCAAACGUUUUAUGGAUAAAGGGCCAUCAAUUUGUCCCGUGGCCACGCUCAGCACUACAAUGGGUGAAUUUGAUAUAGAACUCUAUUGGCACCAUGCUCCUAGAACCUGUUUCAACUUUUACGAGCUUUGCCGAACGCACUAUUACAACGGGAUCACCAUACAUAAGGUGGUCAGGAAUGCAUUCAUUCAAUCAGGAGAUCCCACUAACACCGGUAGGGGUGGGAAGAGUAUAUACGGAGAGACUUUCCCAGAUGAAUUGAAUCCUGAACUAAAACAUACAGGAGCAGGAGUUGUAUCUAUGGUCAACGCGGGACCUGACACUAACACAUCACAAUUUAUAAUAUUAUUGUCUCCCCAACCGUCGUUUGAUGGUAAAUUUUCCAUUUUUGGCCGUGUGUCCAGGAAUUUGAACGUUGUUGCAAAAAUUGGCAAUGUUAGAACCACGCCUAAAUUCAAUCCCAUAGAUACGGUUAAGAUUGUGAGGGCUAGCGUUCCACAUAUAUCGUAG